Messenger RNA from Beta vulgaris subsp. vulgaris (sugar beet), 1136 nucleotides. Its product is annotated as zinc transporter 7. The transcript is spliced from 3 exons. Gene Ontology annotation, cellular component: plasma membrane. The record is from RefSeq and is a predicted model, not a curated record. Gene Ontology annotation, molecular function: zinc ion transmembrane transporter activity. Bases 21 to 1136 code for a protein of 371 amino acids. Gene Ontology annotation, biological process: zinc ion transmembrane transport. NCBI's taxonomy places the organism in Eukaryota, Viridiplantae, Streptophyta, Magnoliopsida, Caryophyllales, Amaranthaceae.
CAAAAAUUAUUUUCACAACUAUGGCAAAGUUGAUCUAUCAAUUCUACCAAAAUCAUGUUCCUCUCUUCCUCAUCAUUUUCCUCCUCUUCAAUUCCCUCUCUUUGGCCGUCUCGAAAUCCGAGGAAGAGGCCUCGGAAUGUGCUUCCGUGACCACUAGCCAAUGUCACGAUAAGUUCAAGGCUAAUAAGCUUAAUUUCAUUGCGAUAUUAACCAUACUAGUGUCUAGCAUGAUUGGAGUAUCCUUACCCUUAUUUUCUAAGGCCGUGCCCGCCUUACGCCCCGAUAAGGACCUAUUCAUCCUCGUUCGAUCCUUCGCCUCCGGCGUCAUUUUAGCCACCGGAUUCAUGCAUGUUAUGCCUGAUUCAUGGAAUGACCUAACCUCGCCGUGUUUGCCUGAAAACCCUUGGAAGGUUUUCCCAUUUACGCCGUUUAUUACUAUGAUUUCGGCUUAUGGAACAAUGAUGAUGGACUCAUUUUCUACUUCUUUUUAUGAAAAGAAGUGUAAAUCUAAACCACAAAAUGAAAAUGUAAAUGAAAAUAUUGACAAAGAUGUUGGAGAUAAUGUUGAGAAUAAGAAUGAAUUAGGUUUAGGUGAGAAUCAUGGUGGGCAUGGUCAGAUUGUACAAAUGAUGAUUGAUAGUGAAGGUUCAAGAUUAUUGAAGGACCGUGUUAUAGCUCAGGUUUUGGAAUUCGGAAUUGUAGUUCACUCAGUGGUAAUUGGUCUGUCAAUGGGAUCUUCAGAUAAUGUUUGCACAAUUAGGCCACUUAUAACCGCCAUCUGCUUCCAUCAACUCUUUGAAGGAAUGGGCCUUGGUGGUUGCAUUUUACAGGCUAAGUAUGGUUUGAAGAUAAAAGCAAUAAUGGUGUUCUUCUUCUCCGUAACAACACCAUUUGGGAUCAUCCUAGGGAUCCUUUUGCAAAAUGUGUACCAGGAGAAUAGUCCAACAGCUUUGAUCGUCGUCGGAAUCCUCAACGGGGUGUCUGCCGGACUGCUUAUCUACAUGGCUUUGGUAGACUUGCUAUCUUCUGAUUUUAAGGGGCCAAAACUUCAAGGAAAUCUGAAGCUUCAAAUAUGUUGUUAUGUAGCAGCUUUGCUAGGAACUGGUCUUAUGUCUCUUAUGGCUAAAUGGGCGUAA